Messenger RNA from Liolophura sinensis, 1435 nucleotides. RefSeq names its product BPTI/Kunitz domain-containing protein-like. NCBI's taxonomy places the organism in Eukaryota, Metazoa, Mollusca, Polyplacophora, Chitonida, Chitonidae. Gene Ontology annotation, molecular function: serine-type endopeptidase inhibitor activity; receptor antagonist activity; transforming growth factor beta binding. Gene Ontology annotation, biological process: transforming growth factor beta receptor signaling pathway. The record is from RefSeq and is a predicted model, not a curated record. The transcript has 5 exons. Bases 358 to 1011 code for a protein of 217 amino acids.
AUUUUGUGGUAAGUGCAGCAUGUAAGGUGAUAUCGCGGUAGUCAGGCCGCCUAACCACACAUGGGCGGCGCGACGGCUACAUAACCGAACUGAAGAGACCGGGACCGGCAGAGAGUCGUGUAAGCUUCGUCAUCCACGAUCUAGGGACGUCACAUCAGGGGUGCACACUUGACAUACUCGCUUAGGACGAAUGUCCUCUACGCUACAGCCAGAAACCUAUAGCUAAGAAGCCAAUAACUCGGCCUGUCACAGAGUGGGUCCACUAAGUUCUCUCAUACCUCUUUUACCCAGUUCAGGCACCGAUACAGAAGUAGGCCUACAACGGAGUUUUACCCUAGCAGCUUCCUCAGGAUUUCUAUGAUGGCGUCGUGGCUACAUCUUCUUCUUCUCUUGGGUCUUAUCUAUAGCAUCCACUGUACCCGGGGAUCUAUCGAGCGUCGCCACCGUCAAAGACAGGCAGCAGCUCUCCGAGCACGUGGUGAUGGAGAAAAUACAAAUACCUGCGAUUCAGUCCUGUGUCCUCACGGUACACAAUGUGUGAACAAGGAGAUCCAGUGUCGCUAUGAAGCUUGUCCCACCGUGGCCGUCUGCGAAGCCACGAAAUCGUUCCCUAAUUUCUGCGGUCAAGACAUGGACGCGGGCACGUGCGGGACUAAUUUAGAGAGCCAUACUGAGGAGAGGUGGUUCUAUAAUAAGACGGCAGCUCAGUGUCAGGUCUUCCAGUACAGCGGCUGUGGGGGAAACGAGAACAAGUACCUGACGGCAGAACACUGCGAGAGGAGCUGUGUGAGGUUGGAGGAAUGCUACCUGAAGCCGGAAACCGGCCCGUGCAGAGCGAGGUUCAUUCGGUACAGUUAUGACGUCUUGGAUGGUAUCUGUAAAACCUUCGUCUACGGCGGAUGUAGGGGAAACGGGAACAACUUUGUCACCUUCGAUGCCUGCAUGCAAAAGUGCUAUAUUUCGGAGUUUGAAAAUCCCGAUUUCAACAGGCCCUAUCUUCCAGAUGAAUGAAGACUGAAGUUGUACCAUUUUGAACUGGUUUUUAUAAGCCUUUAAAACUAUAUUUGAGAGGGAGGACUACCCGUUCACAGGAGAUGCUUGUCCUGCGCAACAACGGGGACCGGUCUGGGUCCGGUUACAAGAUGUAACUUUGUGAACAAACUCUGACAUCAGAACCUGCCUCUAAUAGCGCUACGUCUUGCUCAUUCUCACUCGUUUCAUCUUGUCAACAUUCAUCUUGUCUCAUCUGAAUAAAGAAGACUGAUCCUAAUGAUAAUUACGAUCGUUUACUACUCAAGGCCAGUAAAUGUUCUGAUAUACUCACGACGCCACAACUUACUAUUUCCUUUGGGUUGUUUUUUCUUUUGUGCAUGGAUUCUCAUCAAAGAAAAUGAAUAUUGAAUGAGAAAUAUAUAUACGAAUGUUUAUACACAGA